This is a messenger RNA of Pangasianodon hypophthalmus (striped catfish), 4632 nucleotides long. RefSeq names its product zinc finger and BTB domain containing 46 (gene zbtb46). Bases 400 to 2190 code for a protein of 596 amino acids. Gene Ontology annotation, biological process: regulation of transcription by RNA polymerase II. Gene Ontology annotation, molecular function: RNA polymerase II cis-regulatory region sequence-specific DNA binding; DNA-binding transcription factor activity, RNA polymerase II-specific; protein binding. The transcript is spliced from 5 exons. NCBI's taxonomy places the organism in Eukaryota, Metazoa, Chordata, Actinopteri, Siluriformes, Pangasiidae. The record is from RefSeq and is a predicted model, not a curated record.
CACAGUGUGGAGGUUGGGCUGUGAGUUAAACUGGAGCUGUCCACGGUUUGACGUGUCUAUUCACUGUGCCGCCGUGCGGCUGAGAGCGCGUGCUCGCCCUGCCUCAUUUCCUGUGGCUAAGACUCGAGAGAGAGAGAGAGAGAGAGAGAGAGAUGGGUUCCUGAUACCGAAACGCGGAAAAGCAGGGGUGGGAGAGUUUGAGGGAAAAAAAAGAGACAGGCGGAGAGAACGGGAAUUUUACACUGACAGGAGCGUUGGGUAAGAAACUGAAUUUCUGAAAUCUUUUGUUUCUCACACUUUCACGUUGAGAAAUUGAAGCCCGACGCGUCGCCAGCGCUCGAACCCAGAACUCAUGGGUUAACAGAAUCUAUCCAGAAGACACAGCCACUCAGUGAUCCAAUGAACAACCGUAAGGAAGAUAUGGAAAUCGCAUCACACUACCGGCAGCUCCUGCGUGAGCUUAAUGAGCAGCGGCAGCAUGGCAUCUUGUGUGAUGCUUGUGUGGUUGUGGAAGGUAAGAUCUUCAAGGCACACAAGAAUGUACUGCUAGGCAGCAGCCGCUACUUCAAGACACUCUACUGCCAGGUGAAGAAGGGAACAGAGCAACAGGCUACCAUCACACACCUGGACAUUGUGACAGCACAGGGAUUCAAGACUAUUCUGGACUUCAUGUACUCUGCACACCUGGCACUCACCAGUAAGAAUGUUAUUGAGGUGAUGUCUGCUGCCAGCUACCUGCAGAUGACAGAGAUUGUACAGGCAUGUCAUGGCUUCAUCAGGGCAGCGCUAGAUAUUAGCAUUCGUUCUGAGCUGGCUGACAUGGAGCUGGCCAAUAUAGAGAUUAGUGGCAUGGUUGGAACGGGUACUGCUGGAGGAGCCUCUGAAGCACUGGUUUCCAUGAUCUCAGCUCGCAGCUCCUCACCAUGGCUGGUACGUCGUACCAGUCCUGCCAACUCGUCAGGGGACUCGGCAAUUGCCAGCUGCCAUGAAAGUGGCAGCACCUACAGUAAGGAGGAUCAUGAGCCUAAGAGCCAUGAGGACCCAUGGCCAAAUGACUACCGCUCACUUCAAGUCAAAGAGGAGCAGGGAUCACCAUCCAAUGCUCAGGACAGGACCAGCCAAGAGGCACAGGGAACACCCAUAGAGCAGAGCAAUGGAGGUGAAGGGAGCUGGCAAGCACCUAGUUCAAGACGAAGGAAGAACCGAAAAAACAAGGACACAGUUAGGCACAUCAUGCAACAGAAUGAGGGCAGUAGUCGUGGAGGUUCUCCGAUGUCUUCCAUGAUUUCCACAACCAGUUGGAGCUACAACAGUCAGGCUGACAUUCCAGGAGCAGAUGAGGCUGAGCCCAGUUCAGAUACCCGAGACCAGCGGAUGGACUUUUUCAUGAAGCAGGAGGAAGCACUAGCUGGUGAGCCAGGCUUCCAUGGCUCCUCAUUGGCCAGUGACAGGGAGGAGGUGGUGGGAGAAAGUCAGGAACAAGGUGGUUCUGUGGCCAACUUGCGGGCAGCGCUAAUGAGCAAGAACAGCCUGCUGUCUCUUGGGACAGAGAUGUUUAGUGAAGAAAAUACCCUGCUGUUUGACUACUUGCCCAAAGGAGGACACUCUCUCUCCCUAAAUGACUUCACAGUGAUCAGGAAGAAAUUCAAGUGUCCAUACUGCAGCUUCUCUGCCAUGCACCAGUGCAUCCUGAAGAGGCACAUGCGCUCUCACACAGGCGAGAGGCCCUACCCCUGUGAAAUCUGUGGCAAGAAGUUCACCCGCCGCGAGCACAUGAAAAGGCAUACACUGGUGCACAGUAAGGAUAAGAAGUAUGUAUGUAAGGUCUGCAGUCGGGUCUUCAUGUCAGCUGCCAGUGUAGGCAUCAAACAUGGCUCCCGUCGCCAUGGUGUUUGUACAGAGUGCUCAGGUCGUGGUAUGGCCGCCCUGCUGGACCACAACGGUGAAGAGGAAGAGCUCCUCUACCCUGGCAAUCACCGUUUCCCUGACGAUGGUGAAGAAGAGAUGAUCCCAGAGGCGGAGCUCAUGGAAGAAGCAGGUGAGGACGGAGAGGGCACAAAAUGGCCGGGCGACUCAGGUAUAGCACAGCGCAAUGAAGGUGUCACAGACGAUGCCAAGGAGGAGAGUGAUUCAGUGCAAGAGGGUGAGACCAGGGCAGGCAUUGAUAAAGAAUUUGCAUGGAUUUCCUAGUUGCGCACCAGGAGUCUGGUCCAUCCUGACACACCUUCUGACAGGCGUGUGCCAGUCUGAAGUGCCAGAGUCAGAUCUCUGUGUGUAAAGGGAGCCACAAUCUCACACACCAAUCCUAGAAAUGAAGAUUUGGCAGCCAAACAAGAGAAGGGAAUCCUCUCUCCAUGCUGCAAUGUGUGUCUGAGCCAGUGUUUGCUUCAUCUUCUUCCUUCUUUCAUCCUAAGGACCAGAUGAGUUGGGACGUUGGUGUUUUAUAUAAUUUAUUUCUGACCAGAGAGAAUAAAAGUGUCUUGGAUGUUGAUGUUAAUCAAUCAAACUGUGUUGAUGGCUUGGAGAAAGAAAGCAUAUGACUGGCACAAUCUCCUUAUGCAGUCACCACUGGCUGCUGUCUUAACUAUUCCAAAUCUGGGUAUGUCAAAUGACUUUCAGCAGUUUUGAGCACAUUGUUUUCUGCAAACAAAAACUGCCACAGAUUUGCACUUUAAAUAUUGACUGUCCUGUCAAUUCCUUGUUUUUGUGGUUUACAUUUUUAUUCCAAUUUACAAAUAUGGUGACCGCUCCUACCUUUAAAUAUACAGUUUCUCAAGACUGUUAUAUAUUUGUGCAGAGUGUGCUGAUUAUAAUGUAUGUUUUUUAAAUAUUUUCUUUCUUUGCCAAUUAAGUUUUCUUAAAUCAUGUGCACAUAAAAACAGGAAUGCGUAUAUUUGAUUAUUUGUGUUUAUAAAAGACAAUGGAUAGAAAAGAGAACACUAUGCAGAAAUGAAUUUGUCAGCUGUAGUUUUAGUUUCUCCUUCAAGGAAGUCCUUCAAGGAAAUUACAGUGAGACAGAGAUAGGGGUUAUGGUUGAUAUUUGAAUUAAUUGUUAAUAUUACUUUUUUAUCCUUAAUAUUUCCAUAUAACUUGCAUUCCAUGUCUCUUAGUCAGGGGAAAUGCUUGAUUUAUUAAGAGAAUAACCAGUGAGAGGUGGGUGAUUGUGUGUCUGUCUGAAUGUAUAUGCACAUGUGUGAGCUAUAUAGGAUCCCAAGGUUGUGGCAUUGUUGAAUAUGUGAAGCCAAUUAAAAUAGUCAUAAGUCUUUACUGCUAUUGAUCACUUUUAAUCAUUCUCUGAGUUGUCACUCACUAGUUUAUUGUAUUUUACUUUUUCAUUCUUGUACUGAAUUUCACCAUCUGCCUCUGGAAUCUUGAAACCUCUGUAAUUUGACAGGGAGUGCCAUGCCUUCCUCAAAAGUAUUUGUUAUAUCUGGACUCAAAAAUGUAUGCAUUGUUUUUUCUUUCAUGGAUCACACCAGAUAUUUGAUCUUCUAUGAUAUUUCUUUUUAAUAUCAUUCCUUCUUCUACUUUUUUCCAUUCCUCUUUAAGACUGUUUUUCUCCUAUUAUUGGUGUCUAGUUUGUUAAAAAAAAAACUGUUUAAAAGGUUUGUGUUGGAAAUACCUUAAGUCUGGCGCAUGCUUUAAGUGAAUUUUGUCUGUUUAUUUUGUUUGAUAGGUUAUUUAUUAACCAUACAAUUACUCAUCUAUUUAGAUAUUUCCACUCUUCUGUUUGUCUCCAGCUUCAAGAGCACAAACAGUAAAAAUGUAUAUUUUUAUGGAUGACAGCGAUUUGUGAAUGUUUUCAGUGUUUGUGUGUUCUUGCUAUGAGUACCUAUUAUUAUUAUUAUUAUUAUUAUUAUUAUUAUUAUUAUUAUUGUCAUUAAGUGCUUUAUUGGGAAUUUCAUUUAGCUAUUUUUUUCCCUCUUUGACGAGAGCAUAAACUCUCAGAUUUGCCUUGUUUGUGGGCAGUAAACUGUGUGGCUUUUUAUUAUGAGUGCCAGUUGCAUUUCUACUUGAUAUUUUAAAUGACAUUUUGUUUUCAUGAGAACAGAAACCUGCAGCUUGGCUAACACUUGGUUAGAUGUUGUCAGAGAGAGAUAUACUGCACAUGUUUCUUUAUUACAGACAUACACUAAAGUAAUGAAUAUUAUACCAAAAAACUAUCUAGUAUACUUUGUAUACAUUACAUGAAGUGCUUUUAUUUCAACAAUGUGCAGGUGUGAAGCUUUGAAUAGUGGUUUUCUUUGUUAUCUUUUUUUCCACUAACUCUAGAAUGCACAGAUAUUUGGUGUCAUUAUAUAAAAUAAAGGGUGUUUUAAGUUUUGUUAAGAUGAAUUUAGCUUUAAAAAUGUUGCCCUUAGAGACCUGCUCAGAGUUUCAUUCAUAUGUGCUACUGUAUGUUUUCACCUUGAACGUAGCAGUCUAAGACUUGGCACUGGCUUGGGAAUUAUGGGAAAUGUAUAAUUAAGUGAGAAUUUAUAUACACUUGUGUACCUUAGAUCCCAUCAGCCAAAGUCUUGGCUAUGUGUUACAUCUAAUGCCUCCAAGACUGGGAUAUUUUGCUUGGUUUUCUUUGUUUAAUUUAUUGUGAUCCUCAACUUUAAAUAAAAUGUAAAAAUCUUUUUAAAUUAA